UAAAUUUAUUUUAAUAAUUAAACAAGUUUAGUAAUUCAAUUAAGUAAAAAAUAUGGAUAAUACUAGAGACUAGACUGCGUGAAAUGGCAAACUCGCUUUCUAGUGAUGAUUCAUCGAGUUCGGAUAUAGAAAUUUCUUGUGGAAAUUUACAAAGUCUCACUGCAGAUCUAUCUAUUGACGAUUUCAAUGACGAAGAUCUUAGCGAAAUAACAGAAGAAAAAACUCUUCGUCACAGCUUCGUAAAUGGGCGAUACAAGAAACAUAAGGUAAAAAUGUCACCGAGUCAAAUCUCAGAACAUAUGAAAAAAAUAUCACCAGACAUGAUUCAGCUUGACUUAUCUGGAGAGAGUCCGAUCGACAACAGCGGAGUGGUUUUAGAAAAUGGAAGAAAAUCACAAAUUUCACCACCGAGGCCCCAGACGCUGAACCUAUUUUCUGAAUCAACCACCUAUGGCAGUUCUACUGCAAGGAAUGGAAUCAGGAGCAAUUGUCCAAAUGGAAGAGUAGUACAAUCCACAUCGCAGGACAGUCUCCACAGUCGGGUGCCUUUGAAAACAAGAGAAGACUCAAAAAAUGAAGCGAAUCGCGAUGAAAAUAACAUAAAGGAAAAAUCGAAAAAUGAAAAACAGGAUAAAAAUCGAUCAGACCAAUUCUUGACAAGAAGUGCUUCAGAAUGGUCGAUUGAUGAUCCAGAAAGUGUGGAAUAUUGUUAUUUGAAUGGAGAAAUAAAGAAACAAACACACGUUGCUGCCUUCAAAUUUGUUCCUAGGCACUCUGACGAGCUGAAUUUGGAGAUAUAUGAUCCAAUCCAUGUAGAAGUGCAGGCCGAUGAUCUUUGGUACGAAGGACUGAAUAUGAGAACAGGAGAACGUGGUGCCUUUCCAUGUUAUUAUGCCCAGAGCAUUGUAAGCUACCUGGAUGAAUUAACCGUAUGCGAAGAUGAAGUUUGGGAAAGAUUCUUUUUGUAUUUUAUUGGAUCAGUGGAAGUACCAUGUCACAAAGGAAACGAUGUUUUAUGCCAAGCUAUGUAUAAGGUAGCUGAAGCCAGGCGUGAAACUUUACAUUCAAGUCCACCAGCUUACGUUUGCCUGAUGGUCGGAACUCGAGGAGUUAAAAUGAUUGAUCAGUCGGAUUUGAAAUAUUAUAAAUCGAAUCGGACUACCAAUGCUAAUCGACACCGGUUGUUUAGCUCAAGCUGCAAGGUAAAGCAGCAGACUCAUUUUUUCCAGUUGAAAAAUGUGUCUUUCUGUGGUCAUCACCCACGAAACCAAAAGUAUUUUGGAUUUAUCACUCGACAUCCAACUGAAUACCGAUUUGCCUGUCAUACCUUUGUGAGCGAACAUUCCACAAGACCAAUCAUCGAUCAUUUCGGGAAAACGUUCAGUCAGUAUUUCCAAGAUUACAUGGAAUUUGUUCAACCGUCCGAUGAUAUUUACUUGGAGUAGAUUUCUAGGAGUAAUUUAUAAAUAAAUAUUCUAGCCACAACAUCUAAAGCGCUUGGGGUUUGAUUGGAUUGUUUUUCACUUGAAACGUCAAAAUUCAUUGUACUGUAAAUUGUAAUUUAGUUUGACAAUGUUCGAAUAGACCAUUUCUGAUAGAAAUUAUUUGCACUUUCCGUCGUAUAUAUUAUUCUCAAAUAAAUUGAUGUUUAUUCGGCCAUGAACCACCAUUUCACAAUUGCAAAAUUUUUGAUGCUCAUUUCAAGACAAAAGACCGGCGAGUUAUUUGAUUUAUGUCUGUAUUCACGACACAUAUCUAAAAAAUGGAUGGCCAAUGGGAGUCUAUACAUUAAAUGCGAACCAACGUUCACAACCAUAGCAGUUGUAUUGCACAUGUAUGUUCCUGUCUGCGAAGGCCAAUUUAUACGAAAUAUAGCUUUAUGUUAACUGUUAUCAAGUGAUCUAAUCUGAUAUAUAUUUAUAUAAUGUCGUUAGAAUAAUAAUACUUUAUAUUAUAAGAAAAUUUUUAUUCGUCUUUGUGUUUGCAUGCUACUUCGUAUUACCGUGAGUUUACUAUUUAUAGCAUGCGACAUCUAUUCGUUUUAAUUGUAUAUCGCAUUUAUCGACUUUGUUUUAUGAUUGAUUGGAAAGUUGGAACCCCCAAGAAUACAAAUGUCGACUUCUCAUUUACGUGUGUAUUCACACAAACAAACAACCCUCUGAUGCGUUUGAAGAUAUAUCGCCUUCGUCAAUAAAUUGCACUUUUACCAUACAGUAUUUUUAUGUGGCAUAGUUGAUAUAUGUGUAGUUUGCUCAGAAAAUAAAUUUAAUUAAUAAGAUAUAGGUACCACAGUGUCUUCUGACAAUGUACAAUGUGAAAAAUUGUACAUAUGAAAAAUUAUGCCGUUUGUUCUCUCUAUAACCUUUUCAGUGUAUAAAUAUACAAAUAUUUGAACAUUUAUUUUGCUUAUGGCAAAGGUUGUUCGGAUUAUAAAGGAGCGAGCUGCUUGGUGUUCGCAUAUACAUUAAUUGAGAAAACUAAUUUCAUGAACUGUGAUAAUAAAUCUUUUCUUUGAAUGUA
Molecule: messenger RNA, 2520 nt
Organism: Styela clava
Lineage: Eukaryota; Metazoa; Chordata; Ascidiacea; Stolidobranchia; Styelidae
Source: RefSeq, a predicted model, not a curated record